Molecule: messenger RNA, 1482 nt
Organism: Dendrobium catenatum
Lineage: Eukaryota; Viridiplantae; Streptophyta; Magnoliopsida; Asparagales; Orchidaceae
Product: xyloglucan galactosyltransferase KATAMARI1 homolog
Exons: 2
Coding region: 1-1482 (493 amino acids)
Molecular function (GO): glycosyltransferase activity
Source: RefSeq, a predicted model, not a curated record
AUGGAGAAAUUCUCCGGCAAACGCCGCGGCCGCGCCGCCGCAGCUGCCUUUUUCAUCCGCCACUGCCCCUUCUUCCUCUACGUCCUCCUCAUACCUCUCCUCUUCGCCGUCUGGUCGCUCCUCCUCCACUUCACCCACCUCCCCUCUCCUCCCCCUCCCAAUGACCGAUGCGCCAACCGCUAUAUCUACAUUCACAAUCUCCCCUCUCGCUUCAACACCGACCUCCUCCGCAACUGCCGCUCUCUAAGCCAAUGGACCGAUAUGUGCCUCUUUCUGUCCAACUCCGGCCUCGGCCCUCCCCUCCCUUCUUCCUCCAUCUUCCCCAGCUCCACCUGGUACUCCACCAACCAAUUCUCCCUCGACCUCAUCUUCCACCACCGCAUCAACCGCUAUCCUUGCCUUACCCUCAACUCAUCCCUCGCCUCCGCCAUCUUCGUCCCCUUCUACGCCGGCCUCGACAUAUCUCGCCACCUCUGGUCCGGCCCAGAGGCCGGCAACGUCUCUGUUCGAGACUCCUCCCUUCAUGACCUGACCCGAUGGCUCACUUCCCGGCCCGAAUGGGCCGUCAUGGGAGGGAGAGAUCAUUUCUUCGUCGCCGGAAGAAUUACUUGGGAUUUCCGCCGGUUGUCGGAGGGCGAGACCGAUUGGGGCAGCAAACUCCUCCUUUUACCCGCCCUUGCGAAUAUGACGGCUUUGGUGAUCGAGUCAAGCCCAUGGCACACGAACGACAUUGCCAUUCCGUAUCCGACUUACUUCCAUCCCGGUACGGACGCUGAUGUCACCACGUGGCAGGAUAGGGUGAUGCGGCUGCGGCGGCCGUUUCUCUUCUCUUUCGCCGGCGCUCCGCGGCCGAACCGAACCGACGAUAUCCGCGGCCGGCUCACGGAUCAGUGCCGCGGCUCAGAAAGAUGCGGGCUGCUGGAGUGCGGGUCCAGCGUUAGCCGGUGCCACUCGCCGGAAAGCGUGAUGAAACUAUUUGAGAGCUCGGUGUUUUGUCUCCAGCCACAAGGGGAUUCGUACACCAGACGUUCAGCCUUCGACGCCAUGGUGGCCGGCUGCAUUCCGGUCUUCUUCCACCCAGGCUCCGCAUACGUGCAAUACUUCUGGCAUUUGCCGAAGAACUACAGCUCCUACUCUGUAUUUAUACCGGAGAAAGAGGUGAGAGAGGGGAAGGUGAAGGUUGAGGACAUUCUGUCAAAGUUUGGGGAGGAGAAAGUGAGGGCAAUGAGAGAACAAGUGGUGAGAUUGAUUCCAAGAUUGGUCUAUGGGGAUCCGAGAGGGAAGAUGGAGAGUGUGAAGGAUGCGUUUGAUGUGGCUGUGGAAGGGGUGAUUGAGAGAGUGGAGAGGAGGAGGAGGAGGAUGGAUGAUCAGAUGAGGCUUUGGUCUGUUGACGUUGAUGAAGAGGAGGAAAGCUGGCAGUUUUAUUUGGGUGGUAGAGGGAAGCAUGAGUGGGAUUAUUUCUUUUCUUCAGCAAGUAUGUAA